Molecule: messenger RNA, 1840 nt
Organism: Aspergillus alliaceus
Lineage: Eukaryota; Fungi; Ascomycota; Eurotiomycetes; Eurotiales; Aspergillaceae
Product: indoleamine 2,3-dioxygenase
Exons: 3
Coding region: 415-1710 (431 amino acids)
Biological process (GO): 'de novo' NAD+ biosynthetic process from L-tryptophan
Cellular component (GO): cytoplasm
Molecular function (GO): indoleamine 2,3-dioxygenase activity; metal ion binding; heme binding
Source: RefSeq, a predicted model, not a curated record
GGGGCUACCAGGCGUGACUUUAUACGUCAUGCAUAUUUAGCUGCACCUUCGGUAUCCUCAUUGGAUCUGGGGGUUUCAGGGCCGGAUGGCCUUCCGCUUCCGCCCCAACAUCCGUGUAUGGGAAGGAACCAUCCGACGAUACCCUUUUCGAUAAGCGCUCGUGGAGAUCUAAUUCUCGUCGUACAUCGGAAUUGCGAACCGGUUUCAGGGAUGUUAUCUUAGAAUUAUUGAUUAAAUCGGAAGCCGUCUUUUGAUCCGUCUCAUCCUUCCGCCAUACCCUACCCUCGAUAUCAGACCAUUAUGCACCGAUGAAUAUGUAUAAGAGUUAGCUCAGACAUCAAUCUAUCGUGCCGAAGAUAACCUCCAGGGCAGAAAGGCCUAUUAUAGAACAUUCGUGCUUUUUUACAUCCCACCAUGCGUUAUACUCCUGACGUCUCACUCAGCGACUACGGCGUGUCCCUUCGAAAUGGCUUUCUCCCCGAUUCUCCUCCUUUGACGAUAAUAGAGAAUCCAUACUACUGGCCAUGGGAGCAUGUUGUCGGUGAUCUACAGGCCCAUAUCCAGGCUAGAACUAUCAGGCAGGCCGUCGAAAAUCUGCCUAUUCUUUCCACGUCGAAGCUACAAGGAGAACCAGAGUGGCGGAGAGCCUAUCUUCUACUUGCCUAUCUCACCCAUGCUUAUAUUUGGGGUGGUGACAAGCCUCAGGAUGUCUUGCCCCCUGCGAUAUCAUGCCCAUUCAUCGAAAUUUCGAGUCACUUAGAGCUCCCCCCAUGUGCAACCUACGCAGCCCUUAACUUAUGGAAUUUCGCAGUUCCACACCCUGAUGCCGACCUCACCGAUCCUGACCUUCUAUCAGUCACCGCCACAUUCACCGGAACCCAAGAUGAAGAAUGGUUCCUCAUGAUCUCUGUCGCACUGGAAGCCAAGGGAGCUCAGCUGAUCCCGUUGAUGCUUGACACGAUUCAUGCCGUCAAUAUUGAUGACGCUCAACGUGUAAGCGAUCUACUUCUCUCGUUCAGCAAAGGCCUCAAAGAACUUCGCAUGCUACUGGAGCGGAUGUACGAAAAGAACCGCCCGUCUGUAUUCUACCAUCAACUCCGUCCACUUCUGGCGGGCAGUAAAAACAUGGCAUCAGCUGGACUGCCGAAUGGCGUCUUCUACGAUAUUGGCAAUGGCCAAGGAAAAUGGCACCAAUAUAGUGGAGGAAGCAACGCACAGAGCUCGUUAAUCCAGACAUUCGACAUAUUCCUGGGCGUGGAGCAUUCCGCUACCGGGGGUAUGAAGAAUCAUGGCUCGGCUCAGCCAAAAAAGAACAACGGGUUCAUGCAGGAAAUGAGGAAUUACAUGCCAGGCCCUCACCGACGCUUCCUUGAAAUGUUGACCAGGGUCACGAAUGUUCGUGCUUAUGCGCUGAGUCACAAGGCUGAUUCACCAAUCCGAGACGCAUACAACACUGCGGUCAUGUCUCUGGGAGUAUUCAGGGACUCGCACAUACAAAUCGUCACGCGAUACAUCAUCAUGGCGGCAAGAACUAAACCACCGACCAGUGGACCCGCGCAGGUUAAUCUGGCCACGUCAACGACGACUCAGAUGAAAGAAUUGAAUGAGAAGGUUACUGGGGGCAUCCAUGGAACGGGUGGAACAGACCUUAUACCGUUCCUCAAACAAACCCGAGAUACGACUAAAGCUACAGCAAGUUACGAGGAUUAGGUGUUGACAUACGGGGAGUAUGUAUUUUUUUUUUUUCUUUCUGUUCUUUUUAAAGUUUCAUGUACAUAGUAGCGAGCCUGAGAGCGGAAUUGAGGGUUUCAGAAUUAGCUUUUUUUUCUCAUUGAUAAUG